Molecule: messenger RNA, 1212 nt
Organism: Talaromyces atroroseus
Lineage: Eukaryota; Fungi; Ascomycota; Eurotiomycetes; Eurotiales; Trichocomaceae
Product: Pre-mRNA-splicing factor cwc2
Exons: 6
Coding region: 1-1212 (403 amino acids)
Cellular component (GO): Prp19 complex; U2-type catalytic step 1 spliceosome; U2-type catalytic step 2 spliceosome
Molecular function (GO): pre-mRNA binding; U6 snRNA binding; metal ion binding
Source: RefSeq, a predicted model, not a curated record
AUGGCGGAUACGAAAACCCCAGAACCGCUGGAAGGGUCGGCAGAUGUAGAGACCGCGCUUGCGCAGCCCUCAUCUACUACAGACCAUGACGGUGCCCUCGUGGCUACGGCCGACAGCGAAGCUCCUCAGAAGAAGACCAAGAAGAUCAUCAGACGGAAGAAACGACCAGCGAGGCCACAGGUUGAUCCGUCAACAGUCAAGUCUGAGCCUCCUCCACAGACAGGAACUACGUUUAACAUAUGGUACAAUAAAUGGUCCGGCGGAGAUCGUGAAGACAAAUAUUCUUCACAAACUGCUGCGCCUGGCCGAUGCAACGUUGCCAAAGAUAGUGGCUACACUCGCGCCGACAAAGUAGCCGGCUCAUACUUCUGUCUCUUCUUUGCACGUGGCGUUUGCCCCAAAGGCCAGGAAUGCGAAUACCUUCAUCGCCUACCAACAAUACACGACAUUUUCAAUCCAAACGUUGACUGUUUCGGUCGGGACAAAUUCAGUGAUUAUAGAGAUGAUAUGGGCGGAGUUGGUUCGUUCACGAGACAAAAUAGGACAUUAUAUGUUGGCAAAAUUCAUGUUAGUGAUGACAUUGAAGAGAUUGUUGCUCGCCAUUUCCAAGAAUGGGGCCAGGUCGAGCGAAUCCGUGUUCUGACCUCGCGCGGUGUUGGAUUCGUCACUUACUCGAAUGAAGCCAACGCUCAAUUCGCAAAGGAAGCUAUGGCACAUCAAAGCUUGGAUCAUAAUGAAAUCUUGAACGUCCGAUGGGCAACAGUUGACCCCAACCCGCUAGCUCAGAAACGAGAGGCACAGCGCCUUGAAGAGCAAGCCGCGGAGGCCAUCCGCAGGGCGCUUCCUGCCGAGUUUGUUGCAGAAAUCGAAGGCCGCGACCCGGAAGCGAGAAAGAGGAAGAAAAUUGAAGGGACCUUUGGUCUAGACGGUUACGAACCCUCGGAUGAGAUCUGGUAUGCGCGAACAAAAGAAAUUGAAAGCUCAGCUGGAGGAAAUCUCGCACAGCUUGAAUUUUCUGGACAACCGCGCCUCAUUGAAAAUGCUCCGACACCUUCAGCGGACAUACAAGAUAGUGCCAAUCAAGUGCAAAGUGGUAUUUUGUCAAGUUCGACUUUGGCUGCUCUCAAAGGAUUCGUGCCGGCAGCACAACCUGCUACGCCAAGUUCCAACGGGCCUUUGGUCGGUUAUGGAAGUGACGAUGAUAGCGACUGA